Molecule: messenger RNA, 501 nt
Organism: Gregarina niphandrodes
Lineage: Eukaryota; Apicomplexa; Conoidasida; Eugregarinorida; Gregarinidae
Product: putative transmembrane protein
Exons: 2
Coding region: 1-501 (166 amino acids)
Source: RefSeq, a predicted model, not a curated record
AUGUACGAAGCAUCAAGCAGAGCGACGACCGCGACAGAAGGUGGCCGUGACGCCACGCCGGUUAGGAAGCAGCCUUGGGUCGACGAGAUAGUGGCGAAGGGCAAGUGGAUUGAUUGGCAGAAGCAGGGUGACUACCACAUUAUGCUCGCUUGCGCGUUACCGGUGGUUGUGAUUUUGGUGUACCUGUUGAGUGCAGUGCUUCGCUUCGCGGCGGUACUGCUUGCCCCAGUAUCGAUGUUGUCUCCCUUGUUCGUAUUACAGCAAUCCAACGAGAUUCCGAAGCCAAUCCGCGCCGCGGCCAUUGUGGUGUAUACGGGUACGGUGCUGUUGACCAACAUUGGCGGCAUGCUCUCAAUCGCGGCCUACGUUCUUAUUGAAGGGCUACCUCAGCUUCUGAGCACCCCCCUGUUCCUUUUGAGUCAGAUACCCUCCCUAGCCUGUGUGUUCACCUGUUUGUCGGCCAUCUACAUUGUCAAGUCGCUGAAUCAACGCGACCAGUAA